AUGGCAGACCUUGAUCCCGCCGAGUUGAAGGCGUAUCAUGAUGAUGACGCUCAGUUGGCCCAGAUGGGUCACAAGUCUGAAUUGAAACGAAAUUUCUCUAUGGUAUCAAUGCUGGGUCUUGCAUUCGCUAUUCUUAAUUCAUGGACUGCCUUGUCCGCUAGUUUAUCCCUGAGUCUGCCCUCUGGUGGCCCGGCCAGUGUUGUCUGGGGUCUGAUUACUGCGGGUAUUUGCAGUUUAUGCAUGGCAGCCUCGCUAGCCGAGUUCUUGUCCGCAUAUCCAACUGCUGGAGGUCAAUAUCACUGGGUUGCUGUCAUCUCUCCUCAAAAAUGGAUGCCCAUUCUCUCUUGGAUCACCGGCUGGGUGAACUGUGCUGGUUGGGUCGCCCUGGUGGCUACCGGUGGAUUGCUGGGCAGUCAGCUGGUUCUGGGUGUGAUUUCUCUGAUGAAUCCGAACUACGAGUCCGAGCGCUGGCACCAAUUCCUCAUCUAUAUCGCCUAUAACAUUGCUGGCUUCCUCAUCAAUGCCCUCACGAACAAGUUCUUGCCUUACUUUAACAAAGCUGCCUUUAUCUGGUCCCUGAGCGGCUUCACCAUUAUCUGCAUCACCGUCCUUUCUUGCUCUUCGCCCGAAUUCAACUCUGGAGAUUUCGUAUUCCGUGAAUUCAUCAACCAGACCGGAUGGCCCGAUGGUAUUGCUUGGCUCCUGGGAUUGCUGCAAGGUGGUCUCGGUGUCACUGGAUUUGACGGUGUCGCCCACAUGAUUGAAGAAAUCCCCAACCCUUCCGUGGAAGGCCCCAAGAUCAUGAUUGCCUGUGUCGGAAUCGGUACCGUUACUGGCUCCAUCUUCCUGGUCGUCUUGUUGUUCGUGGCUGGAAACCUCGACAUCAUCAUCGAGUCCUCUGCUGGUCCCCUUCUGGCAAUCCUGAAGAACGCCACCCAGAACAAUGCCGGUGCCGUCUGUCUCCUAAUCUUCCCCCUGGUCUGCAUGCUGUUUGCCACGACCGCCAUCAUGACCACUAGCAGCCGCAUGUGCUACGCCUUUGCUCGUGACGGAGGCUUGCCAUUCUCCCGAUUCUUCUCGAAGGUCCACCCAACGCUGAAAGUUCCCCUGAACUCCUUGUAUCUCAACCUGGGUCUAGUCAUCAUCUUCGGCUUGAUUUUCUUGGGUUCUUCUAGCGCUUUCAACGCUAUUAUUUCGGCCUCCGUUGUCUGGCUGGACCUCGCAUACGGGAUCCCAAUUGCCAUCAACUGUAUUCGUGGACGUAAUACGCUUCCCGAGCGACCUUUCGUCCUCCCCGUUGCGCUCGGCUGGAUUCUCAACAUCAUCUCCCUUGCUUAUAUCUCUCUGACUACCAUCCUCUUCCUCUUCCCUCCCGAACUGCCCGCUACCGGCAGCAGCAUGAACUACUGUGUCGCCGCCUUUGGUAUCGUAGUUAUCCUCUGCGCAGUGACCUGGUUUGCCGACGGGCGCAAGAACUAUGUUGGCCCCCGGAUCGAGGUGGAAGUGCUUGCCGGACAAGCUGGCGGCCAGCCUGAGCAACCAAUCCCCGCCAUCGAACACUACGGCGAGAAAUAA
Penicillium argentinense is the source of this 1575-nucleotide messenger RNA. Its product is annotated as GABA permease GabA. The transcript is spliced from 16 exons. The record is from RefSeq and is a predicted model, not a curated record. Gene Ontology annotation, cellular component: membrane. Lineage: Eukaryota; Fungi; Ascomycota; Eurotiomycetes; Eurotiales; Aspergillaceae. The coding region runs from base 1 to 1575 and encodes 524 amino acids. Gene Ontology annotation, biological process: transmembrane transport; amino acid transport. Gene Ontology annotation, molecular function: transmembrane transporter activity.